Molecule: messenger RNA, 3294 nt
Organism: Scophthalmus maximus (turbot)
Lineage: Eukaryota; Metazoa; Chordata; Actinopteri; Pleuronectiformes; Scophthalmidae
Gene: waca
Product: WW domain containing adaptor with coiled-coil a
Exons: 14
Coding region: 231-1874 (547 amino acids)
Biological process (GO): regulation of autophagy; positive regulation of TORC1 signaling
Cellular component (GO): nucleus
Molecular function (GO): RNA polymerase II complex binding; chromatin binding
Source: RefSeq, a predicted model, not a curated record
GUUUGCUCGGCAGCAGUCAGAGACGCUGUGUGUCUGAGUGGGAGAUGGACUGAGUGAGGGCGCUCUCUCGACCAGCGCUGCCGAUAGCAUUGAAAUACCCAGAAGCUAGGUUGAAGUAAUUGACGAUUUCAGGUCGCAGAAUCAACAAGGGGUAAAAAAAACCAAAAAAAAAACCCCAGCAGCGAUAUCAGUCUUUUACCUCCCACUCCAAACACACUAACACGGCAUUGAUGGUAAUGUAUGCAAGGAAACAACCGAGACUCGGCGAUGGGUGCGACCGAAGAGAUUCACAGCCCUACCAGACUCUCAAAUACUCGUCCAAGAGCCAUCCAGGGGGGGACCACCGACAUGAAAAGAUGCGAGACUCCUCAGAUGUCACUCCCCCCUGCAAAAUGCUCAGGAGGUCUGACAGCCCUGAGAACAAAUACAUCGACAGCACAGGCCACAGCAGAGCAAAGGCUGUCCACACACACCGGGCCAGAGACAGGGACGGAGGAACCAGUUUUUCCCCUCAAGAAAAUUCUCACAACCACAGCUCCCUUCAUAGCUCCAACUCACAUUCAAAUCCUAGCAAGACCUCAGACACAUCUCACGAACCUGGUGACGACUGGUCAGAGCACAUCAGCUCUUCUGGAAAGAAAUACUAUUACAACUGCAGGACCGAAGUGUCCCAGUGGGAGAAGCCCAAAGAGUGGCUUGAGAGAGAACAGAGGCAAAAAGAUGCAACGAAGACCGUUGUCAACAGUUUCCCCAAAGACAGGGACUACAGAAGGGAGGCUAUGCAGGCAUCGACAGCCCCUACUGGUUCUAAGUCAGCCCAGGUGGAGAAGCCCGCAGCGACCCAGUCCCAGUCAUCAUCCUCGAGCUCGGGGAGCUUGAACCCGUCGUCAGGGCCUCCUGGAUCGUCAGCCUCCACGGUGCCCGUGUCUCCAGUCCUGCAGUCGUCUGCCCCUCCGCUACUCCAGGACCCCACCCUGCUUCGUCAGCUCCUCCCAGCACUUCAGACUGCCCUGCAACUCAAUAAUGCCAGUGUGGACAUGGCGAAAAUCAAUGAAGUACUCACAGCUGCUGUCACACAAGCCUCAUUACAGUCCAUGCUCCAUAAGAUCCUCACUGCUGGACCGUCGGCUUUCAACAUCACUACUAUCCUCUCUCAAGCUGCUCAACUCUCCAACCAAGCAGCUCAGCAAUCGAACCAGUCACCGAUGUCGUUAACGUCAGACGCCUCAUCGCCCAGGUCCUACGUGUCUCCGAGGAUCAGCACACCACAGACCAACGCUGGUCCUCACAAGCCCCUCCUCAGCACGCAGCCUGUCAUCUCACAGCCCAAAGUGAGCACGCAAUCAUCGAAGCAGGCGUCUCAUCAUCAACCCACAUCCCAGCAGCCCCUCUCCAGCGACAAGCAGCACAGUCAUGAUGCCACCACGGCCUCCCCACGCACCCUGCAUCGCCAAGGUAAUGCAUUUGUUUGUGGAAGAGUUUCCACGAGGAAGCCAACCUGUGAUGAGCUUGAUGGAGAGAUGUUCAUAGUCAGAGGAGUCCCUCUCCGGGUCCUAACCACGUCGCCUUCAGCAGCAGCAGCAGCAGCAAUGCCCCGAACUCUGCCUCCGCUCCCCCCACCGCCUCAGCAGCCCGGCCCUCCUGCACCUUCACCCCCACCCUCGCAGCCCACUUCAAUGAGAAUCUUAUCAAACACGUGCAGGGGUGGCCUGCUGAGCACGCGGAGAAACAGGCAUCGAGACUACGUGAAGAGGCACACACCAUGGGAAGCAUCUGCAUGUCUGAGAACUGCACCGAGCUCAAAAACCUCCGGUCUUUGGUCAGAGUCUGUGAAAUACAAGCAACAUUGCGCGAGCAGAGGAUACUGUUUCUGAGACAGCAAAUCAAAGAACUCGAAAAGUUAAAGAAUCAAAAUUCUUUUAUGGUCUGAGAACUUCUGGUUGAGAAUUGAAAGCGAGCGUUGGUGAUAUAAAAAAAAGUUUUGGGGGAAAGACCCAUUGCACAUAGUUGGAAGCUGGCGGCAGAGCAGUUGUUCAGUUCCUCUUGAGCCCAGUCUUAACACACACACACACACACACACACGCACACACACACACACACACACGGGAGCUGCAGUUGGGUCGCCUUUGGACCGUUAAGCUGGGGAAACCAAGGGGGGUAAAAUGAAGAGCUGCUGUGGGAGAGAAGUGGGAGGGCGGGGUGAUUUACAAGUUUUGUAAAAGAAAACCCUUGACGGAAAAAAUGUAGAUUUCUUGUAGAUGUUAUUAUCUAUGUUGUAAAUAUGUUUUGUAGAUUGAAGCCAUGGAAAGCCAUGCCUAUCAAAGCUUUUGACAUCCAAACUAAUGAACACCUAGGCGGCUACAUUCAUUAGCUCGCCUUUCCUUCAUGUCAACUCGUCUGCAGACUUAAAAGCUUCAUUUUUGUCAAUUCAUGGAUCAUUGAACCAUUGAGCAUGUGUGGACCUGCAUGUAAACAAAAGAGGAGGAUGUUGGAAGCCAUGUAUUUUCACACAGAAGCAUAAAGCAUAUAACACACUGGUGUCAAAAGUUGUUCUUCUCAUCAAAACUCGGUAAACCGAUUCUCUUCCUCCGCCCCCUCUCUUGGUGAACUGUCACAUGUACCCGGGCCUGGUAGACGUCCCCAUCUCCGCGGGUUCAUCCCACCUGCUCACCAUGGUUCAGUGAUCUGUUUGCAGCUUCUGGUGGCCCUGCGAUUUCCCAGUCUGAAAAAAACCAGUGCCUGGUGGUGUGGUGGAGUGACUGAUUUAAAAAAAAAAAAACAAAGACAAAAAAGAAAUUAGAGAUGUGAUGGCGUGCUGCUUUGGACCAUUCCCACUGCCCCAUCCCCCCCGGCCUCGGCUCGGCCCGGCCCUGCCCUGCCGCACCUUCUACUGAGACACCUACACUUCACACCCUCCUUAUCUGGGUUUUCUUUCUUCCUGUUUUUGUGCUCUACCAUAUCUCCCCCUCCCCUCCCCUCCCCUCGGACUCUUUAAGCUGAGGUGUAACCACUGGUUCAUUCCUUUGUACAGUCGCUAACAUAACGGUGAAGUUUUAAGAAAGAGGACGCAGCAUUGAAAAGGUUUUAUUUAUAACAGUUGUAGUGGCGAGAAACAGUAAAUCACAAUGAUAUCCAUCAGCCCUUUUUUUGUUUGCACCCGGUUCAGGAGUGGUUCUUUUACAGGUGGUUUCGGAGACGUACGCGGCGUUGGAUCACUUCAGUCAGUGCAGGGCAACGAGAGGUCACAAGGUCAAAUGUGAAAUGUAUGUAUUGUAAUAAACAUAUUAAAGUAAA